Messenger RNA from Komagataella phaffii GS115, 1845 nucleotides. RefSeq names its product Putative zinc-cluster protein of unknown function. Gene Ontology annotation, molecular function: DNA-binding transcription factor activity, RNA polymerase II-specific; DNA binding; zinc ion binding. The coding region runs from base 1 to 1845 and encodes 614 amino acids. The transcript has a single exon. The record is from RefSeq and is a predicted model, not a curated record. NCBI's taxonomy places the organism in Eukaryota, Fungi, Ascomycota, Pichiomycetes, Pichiales, Pichiaceae. Gene Ontology annotation, biological process: regulation of DNA-templated transcription; DNA-templated transcription.
AUGAUGGCCCGUACCAAUAAAGUGAAAAGCAAGGCUGUCAAGUCAGCUUGUCUAGAUUGCAAGAGACAAAAGUUGAAAUGUGACGGCAAUAAGCCCUGCAGCAGAUGCAUUCAAAUGGAAAUACCGAAAACAUGUAAAUAUAUUGCAGAUGGAAGAAAAGACAAAAGAACUUUUGAAAAUGGUUCAAGGAAUUUUGUUUUCAAAGAUCAAGUUUUUCGUCGCAGUGACAGUCUUUCCAAAACCAGAAAAGACAAUCAAAACAAAAUGGUAGCAAGUAACUUGGACGGCGGAGAAUCGAACUCAAGGUUUUUCUCGGAAGAGUUCUGUUCAGAAAGUAAUCAAGUUGGAAAAAACCUCCCCUGCAGAGAUUACGAACUCGAUUUCGAUUUCAAUGACUUCAAUACAGAAGCAGAGGAUAUGAAUAGGUUUUUGGAGUUGUUAGGAGAUGAUUCUCUACUCCAUGAUCAGGAACUUUAUCCUCAUCAUCAGAAUAUCUCGUUUUCAGUAGUUUCAGGAACAAAUUCGACCGAGGUUACCGAACCUGAAAAACUAUUCAGUCAACGAAAUCACUUGAUUGAAAUUCUGUUUGAAAAUGAGAUUCAUGUUCCUCCAGGAAUAUCAAAGCAACAUCUUCUUGAUUUAGAAAAAACCUAUGAUGAUUUGAGGGAGAUAGGAGGCAAUAGUGACCAGAAGUUUUUACUCUGCACUGCGCUUUGUCUUGGUGCACUGACUAUCAGAAAAAGAGAGUUACUAAACCAAUCAACCUUGGAGAAACCUGCCACGAUAUUACAGAACAGCAUUCCCAAGAUAAGCUCAGAUGCAUAUAACUACUACAACAUUGCAAAAGCACUGAUUCUUGACGUACUAUCAUCUCCAACAAUUGAUGGAUUUUGUGGUUUAGCUUUAAUGGCUAAUUUUAUGACUAUGAUGAUUUCCUUAGAGGGUCAACUAUAUCUGACCACAAAUGCACUCCAAAUUGGGAUGGCUUUAGACUUGCAUAGAAGGGAAAAGUGUAAUGAACUGGUUGAAUCGCAUACCAACGGGCUUGGUUUGAUAUUACUAUUCUGGAAUGUUUGGUGUUCUUCUUGCAUGUUAUCGACUUUCCAUGGGAGACAACCUUUGAUUGUGCCAGAGAAUAUCAGUACACCACAACCAUGUGAGCUGCUUCCUGAAAAUAAACUAAAUGAACUUGUCAUGAAUUUCAUGCAAGUACGAAUUCAAUUGGCAGCACUACAAAGCAAGAUUCUUGUGGAAGCAUAUGGCUCUGGUUUUACGGAUGAAGCAUUCACAAAGCUAGAGAAAGAACUUGAGUACAUUUCAGCCCAAGUGGAAAGUAAUAAAAGUUGUCCCACGUUUGAAAAACAUGCAUUCUAUAGAAGUCGACUUUUGAUGUUGGAACUAUCAUGCCUGAGGGCUCAAACAGUUUUACUUCUAUAUCGUCCAAAAUUGACUACUGGAAAGUCCCUCCGGGCUGUCAAUGUGGCAAAGUCAAUAAUCCUCGAUAUAUGGAGUCAAUAUACGAAACAGUAUCCCAGCAACAAAAAAGAAAUGCUGGAACACCUAGAUUGGAAUUUUUGCUAUCCCUUGCGAACUGCGACACUGACGUUGUGGAUCUCGUGUGCUAUCCUCCUUGAAUAUAAACACAUGAUUGAAUUCAUGAGAACCAGUGAUCCAUUUGAAUACAUUCUGGCAUUAGAAGUAUUGGAAGGACUAGUUCAAAUACUUCCAAUUGAGCAACAGCUUUUAGAUCUGCUAAAAUCUCCCAACGAUUCGGUUAUAGGGACGGACGGCUGUACAGGCAAUUUUUGGACGACUAUGUCUGAUCAAAAGCUGCAAAAUAAGUAG